UUCUCCUCUUCUCCAAGUAUCGCCAUAACACCCAUCACGACCACUUCCGUUACGACACUUUGCGACCAUGCCACACCCACUUAUCGGUAAGGAGGCCCCAGCGUUGUCUCUUCCUGAGGCAAAUGGAGAAACAUUCACCCUUGAACCUGGAAAGAACGGCGUACCAAUCGCGCUGUUCUUCUAUCCCAAGGCUGGGACUUAUGGAUGUACUAAGGAGGCUUGCCAAUUCCGAGAUGCUCUGGCUGAGAAAGACGUGUUCAAGAGUUCCAAGGUGCAAGUUGUUGGAGUCAGCGCUGAUCCCGUUGAGAAGCAGAAGGAAUUCAAGGAGAAGCAGAGUCUCACUUAUCCUGUCUUGAGUGAUACCAAGGGGGAAGCCCGUAAGGCAUAUCACAUUGGCAAGGGCUUGUUUGGCCUCACGGAUGCUCGUACAACGUUUAUCAUCGAUUCCAAAGGCGUCGUUCGUGAUGUUCUCGAUGCUACUUUGAAUUUCGGCGCGCAUUCAAAGUUCGUGACCAAAUGGCUUGAAAAGUUGGAGGCUGAGGAGAAGAAGGCAGCGGAACCCACUACAGCUGCCACCGCGGAGGCUGCUGCCCCUGCCCCUGCUCCUGAGGCUGCCAAGGACGACACAGCAAAGGUCGCCGGUCAAUGAACGACUUCCUUUGUUGUUCGGACAUUCAUCAUCAUGGAUUUUGGCAUGCAUGCGGAGUUCUCCAUAUCUGUAUUAAUGUAUCUUGUUAGUAUACCCUCGUACGUACGGUGAUUGCCUCAUUAUCUGGAUAUCGCGUUACUAUUGGAUUUCUUCCCUGUGCAAGUGAGGCAACCAGGUACCCGAAAAGCAAUAACGAGGGGUGUGUUGCAAUUAUGAGACAGCCGGUAUUAUAAGAGUACAAAGCAAUGUGGUAGCGGAGUGAAACUCGGUCUAAAUCACUUGUUGCCGGCGUU
This is a messenger RNA of Somion occarium, 942 nucleotides long. The record is from the annotation of a GenBank genome assembly. NCBI's taxonomy places the organism in Eukaryota, Fungi, Basidiomycota, Agaricomycetes, Polyporales, Cerrenaceae.